Messenger RNA from Elephantulus edwardii (Cape elephant shrew), 252 nucleotides. It is a transcript of the gene ELOF1, whose product is annotated as elongation factor 1 homolog (S. cerevisiae). The coding region runs from base 1 to 252 and encodes 83 amino acids. The transcript is spliced from 3 exons. Gene Ontology annotation, cellular component: transcription elongation factor complex. Lineage: Eukaryota; Metazoa; Chordata; Mammalia; Macroscelidea; Macroscelididae. Gene Ontology annotation, biological process: transcription elongation by RNA polymerase II. The record is from RefSeq and is a predicted model, not a curated record. Gene Ontology annotation, molecular function: RNA polymerase II complex binding.
AUGGGACGCAGAAAGUCAAAAAGGAAGCCGCCGCCCAAGAAGAAGAUGACCGGCACCCUGGAGACCCAAUUCACCUGCCCCUUCUGUAACCACGAGAAGUCUUGUGACGUGAAAAUGGACCGGGCCCGAAACACUGGCGUCAUCUCCUGUACCGUGUGCCUGGAGGAAUUCCAGACGCCCAUCACAUAUCUCUCAGAACCUGUGGACGUUUACAGCGAUUGGAUAGAUGCCUGCGAAGCAGCCAACCAAUAA